This is a messenger RNA of Durusdinium trenchii, 3067 nucleotides long. NCBI's taxonomy places the organism in Eukaryota, Dinophyceae, Suessiales, Symbiodiniaceae. The record is from the annotation of a GenBank genome assembly.
GGUUUGCAGGGUUUGCUUUGCCCAGACCCUUUUUCUUUGCAUGAUUCCACUGGGCAUCUUGUGCCUCUCCACCUUGGCAGCGUGGCUUUGGGCAUGAGGAGGGCGUCCCGGAGCGUCGAGGAGCGUCGGGUCUCAUCAUGGCACCAUGGCACGGCCACUGCAGGGUGACAUCUCCGUGGGCAGGUUGGUGGCGAACUCCAAGCUGGCCACAGCCUACCUCUAUGGAAUCACCUGGCGUCAGGGUGCCAAGGAGGCGCAGCAGGUGCUCUUGAACUUCCUCGACCGCGGCAUGGAGGCCAACGCGUUUCACGCCAAUGCUAUCAUCGGGGCCUGCCAUGCGCGAGACUGGCGCAUGGCACUGUUCUUGCUGGUGGGCAUGGGUGACUUACGCAUGAGACCAGAUGGAGUGAGCUACAAUGCUGCCAUCAACGUGCUGGAGAAGGCCUCACGCUGGAGCCUGGCGUUGCACUGGCUGCGAGAGAUGCGCAACUCCGGUCUGCAGCCAAGUGCCAUAGGGUACAGCGCCCUGUUAAAUGGUGGUCAGAGCAGGUGGAAGAUGAUCCUCAGCACCUGGAGUGAAGCCAAAGUGGCAGGGCUGGACACAGGCACUAUGGGCUGUAGUGCGGCCAUUCGGGCUUGCUCUGCGUGGUGGCAUGCUGCAGAGGUUCUGUCAUCGAUGAAUUGGUUCAGGAUUCCAGCUGACCGCUGCACCUACAAUGCUGCAUUGCAUGGCAUCAGGUCGCAGUGGCAGAGAGCAUCGCAUCUCUCGAGGACCGUGACACCCGACGCCGUGGGUGCAAAUACUGUGAUCAAUGCUUGUGCGCGUGCUGGCCGGUGGGCACAAACCUUGGCGCAGCUAGAAGAUAUGGCAGUGAUUCAUUUGGAGACGGAUGUUUUCAGCUGCAGUACAGCUCUCAGCGCCUGCGGGCUCAUGGGAACUUGGGCGUUUGCUUGCCACGUCUUGGCCCAGUCUGCCAUGCGGAAGAUCCACCCGAACCACGUGACCAUGGGAACAGCGGUGGGCUGCUGUGGUGGCCAUUGGGAGGUUGCUAGUGACCUGAUGAUGGGUUUACCAGAGCUCCGCUUGGCCUCCGACCUCAUCAUGUGCAACUCCCACUUGGGUGUGUGCGCGGCCGCAGGGCGCUGGGAGGUGGUGCUCGAAACGCUGGCAGAGCAGCGAGAGGCCGACAGAGGGCACGGCGUGCGUGACCGGUUUCAGCGGGAUGGCAUCAGCUUCACGGCUGGAAUUUCGGCCUGCGAGAAGGGCAGCCAGUGGACUUGGACUGUCAAGCUUCUGGAGAUGGCGAUGCACGAAGUGCCAGAGGUCACCGCAGAUGAUGUGUGUUUUAACGCUGCCAUCGAUGCCUGUGCCCGUGCCACUGCGCGGGCUCCUGCUUGGGCGCUGCUCUCGGAAGCGGAGCGCAGCGUGGAGGUCCGUGACGUGUCCUCCUUGCCCUGGGCACUGGCCAGGCUUCACUGCCAAGAUGCCUCCGUUGUCUUGGACGUCUUCAAGGACGUGGUCACCGUGGUCCGAGAUCCGAAGUCGCUGUCGCCCAAGAGGUGGUCGCUGAUGACCUGGGCGUUUGCCAUGCUUGGAGUCCCCGUGGCCUCUCACGAGGUCUUUCGGGAGGCGAUCAUGACUUCCUUGGAUGACUUCAACAUCGAUGAGUUAUCGAUCCUGUCAUGGGGGAUGAUGGACUUGGACGCGACUUCUGGCCUUCGCAUUCAGCUGGCUGCGGUGAGAGAGAUGGGCCGAGCCAUUGCGCCCAACCAGGACUGGGUCUCCUUCGCGAACUCGGUGCUGGGCGUGGUCUGGGCCUGGAACUUCUCCGGGUGCCUGGCGAUGCGCUUGGCGCGACAGGCGCAAGCGGUCUUGGCGCAAGGCUCCCGAGAGAUGGACCGAAGGAAGGGCACCAGGAACCUUCACCAAGAAGCAGAGGACGGUCCAUGCGCAACUCGGGGCAUUUCCCGCGAAUACCGCGAUCCCUGGGUGGUCCUCGACAUGUCGGAGGUCCUGGUCAUUGCCAAGCCACCAGGGUGGGAGGUCUAUGACGGCAAUGCUGAGCGGCAGCUAGCAGACUAUUUAGUCAACCUCCAGCGGGGCCGCCUUCCCAUCCUGACUGAUCUCAAGCAUGGCUGCGGUUUUAUUCAUCGAUUGGAUGUCCCGAGUUCUGGCCUGGUCAUCGCGGCGACCACUUAUCACGCCUGGUAUGACCUGCAAUUCCAGCUUGUCACGGGCACCUUGCUGCGAGAGUAUUUGGUCUUAGCUCACGGCUUUGUCUAUCGCGACCCUAACGCGCGCUGGAGCACCAUCGCGGCGCUUCUGCGCUGGAGCGAUGACGCGGUCGCCGCGGCGCACGGCAUGGGCAAGCCCUCCGAAACGCGGCUCCGAGUGCUGGGGCACGUGACGGAGACUGGGAGGGUGAACCCGGUGAAGAUCUGGGGGCGAAGAUGUGUGAAAGCUGCAGGAGUUUGGGAGGAUGAGAUGCCACCAAAUGGGGAGAGGAUCUGGGAGGAUGACAUCCUCUCACAUCCACUAUCUUCAUCCUGUUGGCGAUGGCAGGUGCCCAUCCUCACAUCUCCAAUGAGAUGUGUGUGAAACCAAUCGUAAUCCACGACCAGAUCUGUGGAAUAGGCCAAAUCUCCAGAAAGGAAGGCUUUCCACGACACAUCACGAAAACCAUGAUGCAUCCACAAGGACCCGUCGGGUCGUAGCUUCGCUCUGCUCGUGAUCCGCAUCGUCACCGGGCGGAAGCAUCAGAUCCGGAGCCAUUUGGCCUGGAAAGGGCACGCCACGGUGACCGAUGGGAAAUACACGGGCCCACAAACUCUGACGGAAGACUUGCGGCUCUGCGCCCGGAAUUUCCUGCACCGCUGCCACCUCUCUUUGCGCCGUGGGACGGUUUGCGUCGAGGAGCACCAUGUUUGGCAACCCCUGGCCCUGGAUCUGGUCGAGGCUCUCAGAGAGUUGAGGCCCAAGGAUCUGGCGGCGCAAAAGGCUCAGGAGACCUGGUGCAGCUCCAGUGAGCCAGCGGAAUUCAUGUGCACAGAGGGGCCCUGAAGCGUG